UCUAAAUUACCUGUCAUAAUCUCCAUUCACCAUCCGGGAAACGAUGAAGUCAAACUUUUCUACGAACAACGGCACACAACCACCGACCUCUUUCUCCACUGCUUCGGCAGCUACCAAUCACUCAUCAGAACCAGCUCCGGUCCAGCGCUGUACUUUAAUCCGCGAGCAAUGGCCGGAGUGAUCAACGUCUCGCAGUUUCCAUUCCUCCGAACAAUUUCCCGCCGCGGCAGUGUUCCUGUCGGUAUCAGAACCUCCAUUCCCGUAACCAGGGCAUCCUCGUCGUCGUCGAAAACGCCUCCGAGCUCCGGCGCCACGACCGCAGCCACUAGAGGAGAAGAACAAUCAGCAGCGCCUUCAUUUGCUGCCCCGGCCGGUUUCAAGACGCCGGAGCCAAAGCGGUUUGCUAUCCGACCCGACAAGGGCUUGGAUGUUGCAGGAGCGGCUCUCGCCAUCUUUUUCCGCCUCGGCACUGGUGUCUUCCUCAAUGGGUACUCGGUGUCUUUCGUGUCCAAAGAUGAGAUUCCAGCUGACCAAUAUGCUCUAGAACUAGCUGGUUACAAAGUAAAAGAGACAUCAAAGCUAGGACCUCGUCCGUAGCAGCCAAUCAUGAUAUAUGAGUUUGAAAGCUGUCCUUUCUGUCGGAAGGUUAGGGAAAUUGUUGCUGUCUUGGAUCUUGAUGUUCUAUUUUAUCCCUGCCCAAGGAAUGGUCCCAAUUUCCGCCCCAAAGGCUAUUGAGUUGGGGGGCAAACAGCAAUUCCCCUACAUGGUUGAUCCAAAUACGGGAGUUGCAAUGUAUGAAUCAGAUGCGAUCAUAAAGUAUCUGGUUGAUAAAUAUGGUGAUGGAAGAGUUCCUCUCAUGUUGUCACUUGGUCUUCUAACAACUUUGACUGCCGGCUUUGCUAUGAUUGGUCGUAUGGGAAGGGGACAAUCAUAUCGGCCAUCCAAAUUGCCUCCAAAACCUCUUGAAUUAUGGGCAUACGAGGGUUCUCCAUUCUGUAAGCUUGUCCGUGAAGUGCUCGUAGAGUUGGAAUUACCACAUAUUUAUCGAAGUUGCGGCCGUGGAAGCCCAAAACGGCAGAUACUAUAUGCAAAAACUGGUCAUUUUCAGGCACCUUACCUGGAAGACCCUAACACAGGAGUACAGAUGUUUGAGAGUGCAGAAAUCAUCGAGUAUCUAACAGCGACUUAUGCUGCUUAAACAGUCUCCAUCAGAAUGCCUUAUUUCGCAGACAGCACGUCUCGCCUCGCUUCAUCCUCCUGCUCUUACUAUAUACAAAUUCAUAUUGCUAUAUACUGGAACAUGCUUAGUGAAACAACAAAGCAGCUCUGUAGCAUUGUUUGCUGCAAUAAAAUGACGAAAGAGGUUCAUGUUAAUGUUCAGUUAAUAAGCUAGCUCCCUUGUCCUAUAAUGUAGGUAGAGAAGACUCUAAUGGAGCCUUGACAUUUAAGUCAAAA
Molecule: messenger RNA, 1455 nt
Organism: Linum tenue
Lineage: Eukaryota; Viridiplantae; Streptophyta; Magnoliopsida; Malpighiales; Linaceae
Source: the annotation of a GenBank genome assembly